AUGACUGAGAGAGGUCGAAUACAGCAGACUCAUUCCCCAAAAAAGCGACAAUAUUCAGCAUCUCAUAUGCUUUAAAAGAUCAAAUUCAAAUAAAAAAGGAGAGGAAAGGAAGAGCUCAAAAAACCACAUUCUCUUUUAUUGCAUUCUGGUAAAAAAGAGAAAGGAAAAGCCACUCCAAACACUCAUCAUUCCAUCUGUUACUCCUCUUCUCUGUGUUCCCUUGAUGCUUGGCAUCAAAGCUUGUUUCAAUCAUUGAAAGCAACAGCUUUGGGGAAGAUAAGAGUUGGGUUUUUCAAUGGAGUUUCAGAAGACCCAUUUUUUCAUGGUUGGAGGCAUUUUUUUAGCUCUGGUUUCUUGGUUUUGGAUUUGAGAGAUUCUGGUUUUCUGAGGUUUAGCGUUGAAGAGAAUUCAUGGUUGCAGAGAAAAGGAAGAACAAGAGAAGGAAGGAGAGAGUGAGUGGGAUUUGAAUAUUAGCUUCUGGGUUUUGGAUUGGAAUGUUUUUUUCUGGAGUUUUGUGAAAGGCAAGGCCCAUUUCUUGCUUUCAUGAUUUUGGUUCCUGGUAUUGAAAUCGAAUUGGUUUUUCUUCAAGAUACAGCCUUUUCUACUGCUUUUGAGACAACAAAAAUCAUGGUUGAAGAGAGGAAUGGAGAGUGCGUCCUUGUUAUUUUUAGAUUUUAGUUUCUGGCUUUUGGAUUUGAAGGUUUUUUCUGUAAGAUCCAUUUCAUAGUUGCAAAAAAAAAAGUACAAGAUUUCUAAAUAAAUAUAGGUGCUUUUCUCUGUAGUAUUAUACUUCUGAGCAAUUUCGUAGGAAACCCAGUUCAUGAUUCAAGGGGAAUAAUAGGCUGCUUACAGUUUACUACCCGGGGGAUUUUCAAUUUGAAUGCUUGUUGGCUAUCUUGGGAGAGGAUUAAUUCAUUUGAAUGACGAAAUUUUAAGUGAUUUUUCAGUACUUGAGCACUGCAUCUGAUUGCGUUCUAUUGUUUGUAAUUUAUUUUAGCCAAAACACGCAUUGUUAAAAUGGCUGAUUUUAGAGUUAGGCGGAUCGAACAAGGUCACACCAACAUCCGGAAUGUCCCUAUUGCUGUAACUCCAGAAGGGUUCUGGUGCUGCCCCUCUCCUGUCGUGUUUCAGAAGACUCUCAAAAGCCAUCAAGACCACCAAAACAAAACCAAACCUUCUGUUCCAUCUCAGAGAACCUCUGUUCAAAAGAUGCAGAAUCACGUACCUGAACGGAAACCGGUUUCCACCCCAUCUAGAUCGAGGGUUGUUUCUGAUGACCAAAGAUGUUUGAACUCCGAUCCUUCUGGUUUUAAUACAUCUGUUGUUAGUGAGAGAGGGCCAAAACCCAACCCUGAGAAUUUACAGCGGAAGGUAGCUGUUGAGUUUGGCGAGGCCGAAACCCGUGAUUUGAAGGUGAUUUUAUCUGGGAAGCAUGGAUUUUCAGUGAAGAUGAACGUUCACAGGAAUGUGCUUGUGGAGCAUAGCAAUUUCUUCGCAGAAAAGCUUUCCCAACAUUCUCCUUUAUCCUGCAUUGAAAUUGGGGAGUGUGAGGAUGUAGAGAGUUAUGUUGAGACAGUAGGAUUGAUGUAUUGCAAAGAGAUGAGGCAAAGGUUGAUCAAGCAAAGCGUUUCACGGGUGCUCCGUAUUCUUAAGGUCGCAGAAUCACUUGGGUUCAAUACAUGCAUCCAGUCAUGCUUGGAGUACUUGGAAGCAGUCCCUUGGGUCGAAGAGGACGAAGAGAAGGUGGUGUCAUCAGUCCUACAUCUUCGAAGCGAUCGUAAGGCCGUUGUCCCGGUACUGAAACGGGUCUCUUCUGAUAUCUACAACCCUCCUCAUGACACACUCACCCACAUAAUACAGCUAGUUCUCAAAAGCAACGAAGACAGAGGUCGGCGUGAGAUGAAAUCCUUAGUGUUGAAGCUGCUAAGGGAAAGCAGUCUCAUAAACAAUGGCUCCGUCGACAUCUGCAAUGUUAAUAUAUAUGAUUCGUGUCGAAGCUGCUUGGAUUCACUGUUGCUUCUCUUCAAGCAAGCAUCUGAGCCCGGGUUUACAGACAAGUCCAUGGAGAGUAAAGGGCCUGUUGUGAGGCAGAUAGCUCUGGAGGCUGAUAAUCUCCUGUGGUUGGUUGAGAUUCUUUCGGACAGGCAAGUAGUGGACGAGUUUGCUGCGAUGUGGGCUGCUCAGCAUGAGCUGGCAGGGCUACAUUUGAAGCUGCCGACCGUGUCCCGCCACCUUGUUAGCUGCAUUACGGCAAGGCUCUUUGUCGGGAUUGGGAGAGGAGAGAUGCUUCCGUCGAAGGAAACUCGGCUGCUUUUAUUAGAGACAUGGCUGCAGCCAUUGAUAGAUGAUUACAGCUGGUUGCAACACGGUUGCAGAUCCUUCGACCGAAAGAUGGUGGAUGAAGGGAUUGGGAGGACUAUUCUGACGCUGCCACUGGAAGACCAGCAGAGCAUUUUGCUGGCAUGGCUGGGAAACUUCUUAAAGGUCGGCGACAACUGCCCGAAUCUUCAAAGAGCAUUUGAGGUAUGGUGGAGGAGGACAUUCAUAAGGCCGCAUGUAGAACAGCACGGAAAUCUACUGCUACCAGAUGAUAGUGCAUUGACAUUGACAUAGCAUGAUCGAAGAACCUGAUACGUAAAUCUCUGAUGCCCAUCUGCAUUUGACAAACCCAGAUCUCCGCAGUCGCAAACGUGCCAUGUCCCAAGAUCACAUGAGUCUGAUUUAAAAAUUGGCCAUCAAGAAAGAUUGCCAAUGGUCCACAUUCAAUGUACAUGUGGGGUACAAUACCGGCAAGGCACAUCUGAUGAAACGCCUGGUUCCCGCACACGAUUUCCAUGUGGUGGCAUCUGGGUUUGAUGUGUGCAAGAUGCUCGUCCACGAUUAGACUCCUGGCAGAAUGGAUGUAAGAGAUUUUUCUGUCACAGUGAUGGAGGACUUGCUUAAAAAAACAGAAUACAUGCAACUGUAGGUGAAAACAGGAUUGUAAUUGUGUUGAAUUGUGAUAUAAUUGCAUCUGAUUGGUGUUUGUGAGAACUUCAAAAGCUUGUUGAAUGAAUGUUUCAAUCUGCAGUUGCGUGAA
This is a messenger RNA of Magnolia sinica, 3079 nucleotides long. RefSeq names its product BTB/POZ domain-containing protein At3g50780. Lineage: Eukaryota; Viridiplantae; Streptophyta; Magnoliopsida; Magnoliales; Magnoliaceae. The transcript is spliced from 3 exons. The coding region runs from base 1018 to 2613 and encodes 531 amino acids. The record is from RefSeq and is a predicted model, not a curated record. Gene Ontology annotation, molecular function: protein binding.